AAAUAAGAACAAGGAAAAAACCUCAGAACUUAUCUCUAACCCAUUGGUUGAAGAAACUACAUCAGCUUCUUCAUCCUCAACUCAAGAAAUGUGCAUAGAUGAACAACCUAAAAACUCUACUACAGAAGAGCAACAAGACACUUCCAGAACUAAUGGAAAUAAUAACUCUCAUAGCAACCUAACAAACAAUUCUACUACCAACAAAGAAACAGCACAAGAGGUAACUUCUCCUAUGGUUAUUAUCGAUAACAAUAACCAUGAACUGCAGGAACCUGACC
Messenger RNA from Scutellospora calospora, 278 nucleotides. The record is from the annotation of a GenBank genome assembly. NCBI's taxonomy places the organism in Eukaryota, Fungi, Glomeromycota, Glomeromycetes, Diversisporales, Gigasporaceae.